AUGCCAUCAUACUUUGAUCAAUUACCAAAAGAAAGCUUUGAAAAUUCAACACGACACUAUUUUAAAUCUCCACUCACUUUUUCAUCGACACAACCAUCUUCUGCCGAUGAAUCAUCAACUUUGGGUAUCAUGAUUACACAACAAGUUACUGGAUCAAUUAUUACAAUCGACGAUGAAGAAUGUAUUGUAUUUUAUCAGGCCUAUAAUUCGGGAAUUGCUGAUUGGGUGGUUAAAAAUCAAACAUUUGAUGAAUGUCCAAAUUUUGAUAAGAAACGAAUGAGUUGGAUUAAACCAAAUUAUUUGUGGAUGAUGUACAGAUCUGAAUAUGCCACUGCUAAAAAUCAAACUAAUAUUUUGGCUCUAUUCAUCACUAGAAAAUCAUUUGAAGAAGAAUUACUGAAACAUGCUGUGUGUGCAAUGUAUUAUCCUGAAUUGGAAGGUUAUUACAAAUCACAAAAAGAAUGGAAAGUCAAUUGUUCUCAAAUGAAAGAAAAAGUAGCUCAAUUAAUGAAUAAGAAUGAUACUGAUACCAUUAUGACAGAUAAUGUUUGCUUUGCAAGAGUGCAGUGGGAUCCAUAUCAUACACCUGCAUUCGGAAAUAUUAAUGGAGGUUUAACCAGAGCAAUUCAAAUAGGAGUCAAAGGAUCAUUUUUAAGAUCAAUGUGUAAAUCUGGUGCCUGUAAGAAAAUAGAGGAUAUUACUAAAUACGUCCACGAACAACAUGCAGAAUAUUUGAAAACCAAAGAUUUGUUAAUUCCAGUCGAAAGAUACAUCCACAUUAAUGAUAAAGAUAUCAAAGGAAGACUGGCCAUCACUGAUUUGUAA
Molecule: messenger RNA, 825 nt
Organism: Naegleria gruberi
Lineage: Eukaryota; Heterolobosea; Eutetramitea; Acrasida; Naegleriidae
Exons: 2
Coding region: 1-825 (274 amino acids)
Source: RefSeq, a predicted model, not a curated record